UUUUUAGUGUGUAAAACCUAAUAUAGCUCUCGAUGCACACAGUAUUCCUCAUGAGGAGAAAGAAAAUACAAAGUAAUCUUUUCCCUCCAUUCCUCUCCCUUGCGAUGCGAAGGCCACCAAAGAAAAACCUGACGACUGUCAAUGCACAAAAUGCACAAUGGCAUUCGGCUAUCGAUCUCCAUCCCAAAUCCUAAUCACCUUCUCUUUCGAAUCCUCCAUUCUUAUUCUGGUUCCCCUCGCAUCGACAUCCCUCCACCAUCAUACUCACCAUUCAAAUGCUCAAUCUCUCGCCGUUCUCUCUCUGCGACUCUCCGCAACCUCCUGCGCCCGCUCUUUGCGCUGGACCCACCUCCGAUUCCAUCUUAUGCCCCCGUUUUCCAGUUCCUUACUGGCCUAAACUUGUUGAGAUUGGGCCACCAAGUUCACGCCCACAUGCUUCUCCGUGGCCUUCAGCCCACCGGGCUGGUUGGCUCCAAGAUGGUUGCGUUUUAUGCCAGUUCCGGUGAUAUUGAUUCCUCUAUUUCGGUCUUCAAUCGGAUUAGUGAGCCUUCCUCUCUCUUGUUUAAUUCAAUGAUUCGAGCCUAUUCACGAUAUGGGUUUGCGGAAAGAACUGCUGCCACUUAUUUUUCUAUGCAUUCCUGGGGCUUUACAGGGGAUUACUUUACUUUCCCUUUUGUUCUCAAGUCUUCUGUGGAUUUAUUGAGUGUUUGGAUGGGGAAAUGUGUUCAUGGAAUAGUUUUGAGAAUUGGGUUGCAGUUUGAUUUGUAUGUGGCUACUUCUUUGAUUGAUAUGUAUGGAAAAUGUGGUGAAAUAAAUGAUGCGGGUAAGGUGUUUGAUAAUAUGACUGUUAGAGAUGUUUCGGCUUGGAAUGCUUUACUUGCUAGUUAUAUGAAGAGUGGGUGUAUUGAUGCUGCAAUGGCGAUUUUCGAGAGAAUGCCAUGGAGGAAUAUUGUCUCUUGGACGACUAUGAUUUCUGGAUACUCACAGAGCGGCUUGGCGCAGCAAGCAUUAAAUUUGUUUGAUGAAAUGAUGAAAGAAGAUUCAGGAAUAAGACCCAACUGGGUGACUAUAAUGAGUGUCCUCCCAGCUUGUGCACAAUCAUCGGCACUCGAACGCGGAAGGCAGAUUCAUGAGUUAGCUUGUCGGAUGGGAUUGAAUUCAAAUGCUUCUGUGCUGAUUGCCCUUACUGCAAUGUAUGCAAAAUGUGGAAGCUUAGCCGAUGCUCGCAACUGUUUCGAUAGGCUUAAUAGAAGUGAAAAGAAUUUGGUUGCUUGGAAUACCAUGAUAACUGCUUAUGCUUCCUAUGGACAUGGGCUUGAAGCAGUGUCAACCUUUCGGGAGAUGAUCCAAGCAGGCAUUCAGCCGGACGACAUUACAUUCACAGGAUUGUUAUCUGGUUGCAGCCAUUCAGGUCUUGUUGAUGUCGGUUUAAAGUACUUCAACUACAUGAGCACCAGAUAUUCGAUCAAUCCCAGAGCUGAGCAUUAUGCUUGUGUUGUCGAUCUCUUAGGUCGAGCAGGGAGAUUAGCUGAAGCAAGCAAACUUAUAGACGAAAUGCCAAUGGCAGCAGGACCAAGCAUUUGGGGUUCACUAUUAGCCGCCUGCCGAAAAUACCGCAAUCUGGAAAUGGCAGAAACUGCAGCAAGAAGGCUUUUUGUCCUAGAACCAGAAAACACUGGCAACUACGUCCUGCUUUCAAACAUGUAUGCUGAAGCUGGAAGGUGGCAGGAAGUUGACAAAGUGAGAGCAAUUCUGAAACUUCAGGGGACAAUGAAAAGUCCAGGUUACAGUUGGAUCGAGAUCGAUGGCAAAACACAUAUGUUUCUCGGUGGCGAUACGUCCCACCCUCAAGCCAAGGAAAUCUACAUGUUCUUGGAGGCAUUGCCAGAGAAGAUGAAAGCAGCUGGCUAUGUUCCUGAUACAAGCUAUGUGUUGCAUGACAUCAGCGAGGAAGAGAAAGAAUUCAACCUCAUUGCACACAGUGAGAAGCUCGCUGUUGCAUUCGGGAUUCUCAAUACUUCUGCUGAAACCAUUCUCCGGGUGACGAAGAACUUGAGAAUUUGUGGGGACUGCCACACCGCAAUGGUGUUCAUAUCAGAGAUAUAUAGGCGGGAAGUAGUUGUUAGAGAUGUGACUCGGUUCCAUCACUUUAAAGGGGGUUCUUGUUCUUGUGGAGAUUUCUGGUGAUUGAUAAAAAAAAAACGAGAUGGAAAUUGAUGCUUCGAGUGAAACUUUCCCUGACAUGGUAAGUUUUAGGGAGAUUAACCCUUCACUUGUUUGAAAGUUGAAUAAUGUAUACUGUAUAGUCUUCAUGAUAAGUUAAAGGAAAAUUAACGGUCUAGGAGUUGGUGAAAUUUUGUGUUAUAAUCUUUUGAGCUAAAUAUAUUAUUUGAUCCCGAGUUUUUCUUAUAUUCUUUAAAAA
Messenger RNA from Benincasa hispida (wax gourd), 2422 nucleotides. NCBI's taxonomy places the organism in Eukaryota, Viridiplantae, Streptophyta, Magnoliopsida, Cucurbitales, Cucurbitaceae. The record is from RefSeq and is a predicted model, not a curated record.